Molecule: messenger RNA, 1375 nt
Organism: Polyodon spathula (Mississippi paddlefish)
Lineage: Eukaryota; Metazoa; Chordata; Actinopteri; Acipenseriformes; Polyodontidae
Product: odorant receptor 131-2-like
Exons: 1
Coding region: 1-822 (273 amino acids)
Biological process (GO): G protein-coupled receptor signaling pathway
Cellular component (GO): membrane
Molecular function (GO): G protein-coupled receptor activity
Source: RefSeq, a predicted model, not a curated record
AUGGUGUUUAUUUACUUUAAAGAGCCUGUGUACCAGGGGGUUCUGCGCUACAUGCUGUUCAUACACCUUUUGGUUAAUGAUUUUCUCCAGACAGCAUUAGUUGUGCUUCUCUUCCUCUUUGCAUUCUUUAAAGGCACCAUGCUCCUCUCUGUUUGCUCUGUAAUUGUGCUCCUAUCUUCGUGCACUAGCAUGAACACUCCACUAACUCUUGCAGUCAUGUCUCUGGAGCGAUACGUUGCCAUUUGUUUUCCUCUGCACCAUGUCCAGCUGUGCACGGUAAACAGAGGUUACAUCUCUGUCGCUCUCAUAUGGUUAAUAGGGAUACUGCCUUGCAUAAGCGACAUCUGCAUAGCUUAUGCAUACUGGCCUCCUGGCUAUUUCCAACGCUAUUUGAAUUGCAAACGCAGUGUAUUCAUCAUCCUUCCCUCUCAGAGCGUCAAGCAAGCCGCCUUUAAUGCUGCUUACUUCAGCAGCAUAUGGGCAGUGGUGAUCUACACGUACCUACAAAUUCUGCUUACUGCUAGAAAGGCUGCUUGUGAUAAGUCUUCAGCCUCCAAAGGUCAGAGGACCGUCCUGUUACACGGAGUGCAGCUCGUACUCAGCAUGAGUUUCUUUAUCUAUCCGCUCACUGAGUACUUCCUCGUGGGUCAGCCUCAAGAGGUCAUUAGACACGUCUCCUUUUUUAACUACUAUGUGACGCUGGUUCUUCCCAGAUGCCUGACCCCCCUGAUAUACGGCGUCAGGGAUGAGAAUUUUAAGAAACACCUCAAGCUGUACUUGUCUUCAUGUCGUAAGAAAGUGCAGCCUCUGCAGUCUAAUUGAAUUGUCAGUGCAGCAUGGGUUAACCAGUGGAAACACUGUGACCUCUGAGACCUGGUCUCAAUUCAACCACUGGACCAACACCACCUCCUUUCCAUUGGUUCAACCUGGGCCUAUCUGAAUGACUUGAGAUCUGUGUGAAACGGUAAUGUUAAAGAUGCUGUCAGCUCCUGUGUGUCUCAACCACUGAGCCUCACUGUUGACAGAAGCAGGCUCACAAUGAGGAAUGGACUGUGGCUGUACAGAAUGCAGGUCUAUGUAGAGUGUGUAUGUACUGUGUGCGCUAUAGCUGUUGAUUGCCUAGCUGGUUAUGUUGUGUGCUUGGGAAUGUGCAAGCUAUAUAUUACAACAAACACAAUAUUGAUGUCCCUUUGUCUACAUUCUAGAUUUAUAUUUUUGUCCACCUGAUAAAAGGUUCCAACACCGUGGGCUGUGCAUAAAAAGCAUAACCCGAACCCUAACCCGAACCCUAACCCUUGUAACUUUUUAAAGAUGCCCCAGUUGUCAAACAAUGUGCAAUGUAAACAUGCUGCAUUGAUUUAUUUCAAAGUACUCU